Molecule: messenger RNA, 1275 nt
Organism: Sugiyamaella lignohabitans
Lineage: Eukaryota; Fungi; Ascomycota; Dipodascomycetes; Dipodascales; Trichomonascaceae
Gene: SAF1
Product: SCF ubiquitin ligase complex subunit SAF1
Exons: 1
Coding region: 1-1275 (424 amino acids)
Source: RefSeq, a predicted model, not a curated record
AUGGUAUGGGGGGAGACAACUGGCUACAGAAUAGCACAUCAUGACAGUGACCUCCCUGAAGAAAUGGCGAUUAAUAAUUACCCUCGUACAAGUGGAAUAUCUAGGCCAUUCAAAGUUGGUCCAAUUACAAGAUAUGACUCUGGUAUUCCGCAAGGUGGUGACUCUGACCCUAUCAGAAAGAUAUAUAUGGGUGGUCGCAUUGAGGGUGCACUUCGUCUAGCAACUUCACAUCUUAAAGUUCAAGGUUUACCACAACCUGGUCGUGGACGUACGACUUAUAUUCGUCCGCAGAUUGUUGGACCACGUAUUGUAUCUACCCCCAUACCACACCGUGUUCCGAUUGCCAUUGCCGCUAGGGAACCUUCAUUAGAUAAAGAUGAUAUGGAAGUUGACCCGCAAGUACUUCAAGCAUCAUUUGGAAGAUAUAUCAUCCUAGCAAUUGACAGGGAUAAUCGUUUAUUAAUAGGAUCAAUUCCGCCUACUGGUCCGGUGACAUACAGAUCCAAGCUUCUUCCUGAUGCAAUGAGUGGCACGAUAUUAAGAGUUGUUGCGGGUUGGGGAUCAUUCUGUGCCUUAACUAUAGCCAAUAGAGGCUUAAUAUUAUUUGAGGAUGAUGGCAGCAGUGGCGGCUUUAUCGAAAAGUGGCAUGUAAUAUCUGGGCCCGACAAUAAACAGGUUGUUGAUUUUGUAGUGGGAGAAGACUUUGUGGUUUAUCUGGAUUCUGCGGGGGAACUUUUUGCAGUCGACCUGAAAGUAUUGCCCUAUUUAUCAACUAUUCAAUUGACUAACAUCCAAGAUACAUUUCAUAAAUUGACUAGCAAGAUCACAAACCUUGACAUUCUAUCCAACCCUCCACGUAUAGUACGCGUCAACGGAUGGUUCCGUAGGUUCGUGGCUUACGACGACUAUGGGCACGUCGUGAUCGCCGAAAGGACGAAUUCUGAUAUUAGCGACAGGUCCAAAUCACAGUUUGAACCCACCGUCUAUGAGGGAUUACAGAAUAACUCAUGCACAGCUGUUGCUUUUGGAGACCAUCACAUAAUGGCAUUAGUUGGCGGUAAAAUCAUGGUUUGGGGAGCAGAAUCCAAGGGAUGCGGAUGUUUUGGACUUGGCAACAGCGACCAGGUCCUGCAAUUAGAAGGAAGUUCCCGUGAUCGUGGCGGCCUCCAUCUCAAAAAUCCCACAGUAGUACCUACCGAUGGGCUUGUAGUAGCAAUUGCAGCCGGAGGCUGGCAGUCUUCAGCUUUGAUUGUAGACGGUCCACCACCGGUCUAG